UACCUCUUCAGAAACCCCGAGCAGCGUCGCAACUUUAGGGCACCCCUCGUUUUUUAUUUAAUUUUUAUUUGGAAUUUGGACGUUGAAGGGUUAAACUGCGCGCCGCUGCCUCGCUGAUCCAUCGCAUCCUUUCUCCCGGAGCGGAGCCCGGAGGAUGCUGCCAUGGCAACGGUUGCCGAGGCAACCGCGUCCCGCUCUGGGACUCCGAGGGCGGGCUUGCGGCCUAGUCCGGCCCUGCCGCCUUCCAGGCCCGGGACUCGCGUAGCCUUCCUCUGCCCCCAGGAAGGGAGUUGCGUGGGGAGACCCGGCCUAGGCCCCGAGAGAGAGUGCAUAAUGGAGCCGGAUGAGGAAGUGAACGAAAAUUUAAGAAUGCAGCUUAAGGCUCUCCAGGAACAGCAGCAGAAGAGGAUGCAGAACCUGAUGGAGAAGAAGAAAGAAAAACAACAACAGAGCGUGAAACAAAGCGAAAAGGGCAAUCCAGAGGAAGCCUUUGGGGUCCAAGAUGAUCUCGGCUUAUACACCGUGGGCAGUGAGAUGUCUAAGGAGCACAUUAGCAAAAGGUUACUUGAAAAUGAAAACGACCAGCUCCAGCAGCAGCUUCGAGAGACUGUAGAUGAAAACGGCAGGCUGCACAAAGUGCUCAAGGAGCGGGACUUUGAAAUCAAGCAGCUGCACAAGAAGAUUGAGGAAGAAAGGCUGGCGCUUCUGGGGACCUCGGGCGUCCCGGGAGACGUGGCGGCCACAAAAAUAGUGGAGUUGGCGAAGCAGAACCGGCACAUGACUGCGGAGGUUGAGAAGGAGAAAACCAAAGUGAAGCAGCUGAACAACAGAAUCAAGGAGCUGGAAAAAGAGAUACAAAUGUCAUCUCUCAAGCCCCAGUCACUUGAGGAGAAAGACAGUCAAUCUUCUCGUAAGGCCACAGAAGUGCCUCUGAGCCCAGAGAUGAAAGCCUUGCAAGAAAAGUUAACAGCAGCCAACUUCAAAGUGUCUGAAUUUCGCAACCAGCUCCAGACCACAAAGCAGGAGCUGAAGAUGACACAGAAGCUUUUAGCCAAUGAAGUUGGAGAGGACAUCAACAUUCAAAAUCUGUUGUCCACUCCUGGCACCUGGCGUGGGCGGGCUCAGCAGAUUCUGAUUCUACAAGGGAAAGUCCGGGAUCUAGAGAACCAGCUGGGCCACAGCAGAAGCCGGUUGUCCGAAAGCAGCACUGAGGAAGAGGCUGUAAGCUUGACAGACUCAAGGAAGACGUCUGCCUCAAAAAAGAACCUGCAGAGGAUUCGUAGCUUGGAAAAAGAAAAGAAAGAAGCUCUAGAGAAGCUUUCAGGGGAACAUAACACCCUCCGGAAGGAUUACGAAGAGCUGAAACAGAAAUUGGACGGCUCCAAAGCUCGGAACAAAGUUUUGUCUCAUGAAGUGAAAACCCUGAAGGAGCAGAUCUCGACCCUGCUGGACAAAGGGAAGCACGACGACGAACUCGUUGAUGCUCUGCUGAGCCAGCAGAAGGAGAUGCAAGCCAUCUUGAAGAACCUGAGUCAGCAGGACGAGAGGACUAAGGAAUCCCACCAGAACCUGGAGCAGCAGCUGAGCGUGGAAGUCCAGAAGCAAAACUGCCUCAUUGAGCAGCUCAAGCAGAUGGUGGCUGAGAGAGAGGCCAGGGUGAAAGAACUGGAGGAGGAGGUCCAGCAGUUCGCUUCGCAGCACCAUCGAAAAGAGGAAAGCAGUCCAGACUCUCUUUCUACACUGUCAGCCGAGUCUUUAGAAGAAGGGAAUGGUUCUUCAGGUUCCCGGAGGGAUGACCUUCUUGGAAGUAACAGCUCUGCGAGGAUGGUGUCUAAGAUGGGUCACACCCUCGUGGACUCCGUGGCGACCUCAUUCCCAACCACUGUCUCUCCUGGGAGGAUUGUUGAGCCUGAUAAUCUGGACAUGAAAACCGUGAAGAUCCAGAUUGCAGAGUACAAGGCCCUGGGACAAGCCGCUGAAGCAGAAAGGAGCAAGCUGAUAGAAAUGGUCAACAUCCUGCAGAAAAGGGUGGACGACAGCACCACCAAGGUCUGGGAAGCAGAGAAGAAGCUCCAGGAGCAGCAACGCAGGUACAUCGCUCUAGAGCAGCAGUUUGAACACCUGAAAACGGAGUCCGGGAAGAAUUCUGGCGCCCCAAAAAACCCCUCUAAGAACAAAGCAGGCGCCGCAUCUACAGCUCAGCCACACAACAGCACCAGGCUGGACUGGAACGUGGGUGACAGGAGUGGACCUCCAUCAGCACAACGUUCGGAGGUGCCCCUGGAGUCCCAAAUAGAAGAACUAUCCACAAGGCUUGCGAUCCAGAUGGACGAGAACGAAAGCCUGAAGAUGGCUUUGCAGGACUCUGCGAAGACCAAAGAGGAAGACUUCCGGCUGUACCAGGAGACGGUGGGGCAGGAGGGAGUGAGGAAUAGACCUGCUGAAGACGUAGCAGACGUAGCAAACUCUUGCCAGCCAGCGGCCCCUAGAGGUCAUCUCUUCUCACCCACGCCCAUGUAACUGUCUCUUCAGUGGAACUUUAGGUCUCCUCCGGUCUUUAGUGCACGAGCUGCCACGAAAGGACUGGCCUGUGUUGAAAACAGCUGGACCUGCUUUGUGUGCCUGCGAUGCCGCUCUGUUUAAAUCUGUAAAUACAGGACGUUGUUGUCACCCUUGGCAAAGCCAUAACAAGAUAAAGGGGUAUCUUAUUUUCUCAACAAAAAGAAAAAAAAGGACAUUCCUU
Messenger RNA from Podarcis raffonei (Aeolian wall lizard), 2743 nucleotides. RefSeq names its product coiled-coil domain containing 13 (gene CCDC13). The record is from RefSeq and is a predicted model, not a curated record. Gene Ontology annotation, cellular component: centriolar satellite. NCBI's taxonomy places the organism in Eukaryota, Metazoa, Chordata, Lepidosauria, Squamata, Lacertidae. The coding region runs from base 163 to 2520 and encodes 785 amino acids. The transcript has 17 exons. Gene Ontology annotation, biological process: non-motile cilium assembly; cytoplasmic microtubule organization.